UAAUGUUUUUUUUUUUUCAUUAAGUUGCUCAAAGAAAACAUUAAACAUUGAAAAAUUUAUUAGCUAAUAAAUUAAAUAUUCAAUUAAUAUCUAAAGUAAAUAAUUGUAAAUUUUAAUUAAAUAAAUAAUCAUGAACGUACUACGUUCCACCUGUCAGUUUGUCAUUAAAGUGCAGAAGGUUAAUGCCGCAAAUACAGGAUAUAGAUUUAUUCGUCGAACAUGGGCUCCUACUCUGAAGGAAUUUACUCGACGUAAAGAGAAACUGGGACCACAACCAGAGCAACCUAGAAGUGGAUUCCUCGAGUGGAAUUUCGAGUCCGAACUCUAUGCCUUCAACAGCAGACUUUCGGAAAAAUUUAAUUUAGAAUUACUGUCACAAGCUUUUACUCAUAAUUCCUAUAUUUUAAAAGAAGAACAGAAGCAGAGACAAGUGGGCAUUGAUGAUCCUCAGCUUCAUUAUUAUGAUAACAGGCAGUUUAUUCUAGACGGUAAAGUUCUUACAUCAAAAAUUGUUGAGGCUUAUUUAAGUUCGGCAAUGCCUCGAACUCCUGCUGAAUGUAUCAGUGUUUUCAAAGAUUAUUUGCUGUCCGAAGAAGUCCUGGCAAAUAGAGCAUUCUUACUUGGAUGCAAAGACAUUAUUUUAGCAGAGGAAUAUCCGCCUUCGAAUCAAACAUUAGCAAACACAUUUUUGGCUCUAGUAGCUGCGCUUGCUAAAAGUACAGACGAAAUCCACACAGCGAAAUUCGUCCGAGAUUUUCUGAUAACAACACUCGCUGAGAAAGAUCUGAAUGAGAUAUACUGCCCAGAGAAUCCGAUUGAAAUUCUCAAUCAAGUGUUAACUAACGACGGCAAAGAUCCCGUGGAACCGCGAAUCAUUUCACAGACUGGAGUUAAUACUUUUUUACCAUGCUAUCAGAUUGGUCUGUUCUCAAACAAACAGUUCAUUUCUUCAGCUACUGAAAGUACGAUUGAAGAUGCAGUAAAAGUAGCAGCAUUAAAUGCGCUUAGUAAACUUUUUGGUUUCGCAGAUUCAAGUAAUCCGAUGAAAUAUAAUUUAGACGUUGAUCCUUCAAAGCAAAUUAAAAAUUUAACGAUUCACAACUGGUGCACACAGAAUGUUAAGCAGCUUAUGCAAAAGAAUUGAAUUAUAAAUAUAAUUUAAUACAUUUUUUAUAUUACUAAUUAAUUAUAAAUAAAAAAUAGCCUCAGCUCUAAUGGUACAGAUUUAAAAA
Molecule: messenger RNA, 1232 nt
Organism: Microplitis mediator
Lineage: Eukaryota; Metazoa; Arthropoda; Insecta; Hymenoptera; Braconidae
Gene: mRpL44
Product: 39S ribosomal protein L44, mitochondrial
Exons: 5
Coding region: 131-1144 (337 amino acids)
Biological process (GO): RNA processing
Molecular function (GO): ribonuclease III activity; double-stranded RNA binding
Source: RefSeq, a predicted model, not a curated record